Messenger RNA from Zeugodacus cucurbitae (melon fly), 1050 nucleotides. Its product is annotated as fibrinogen C domain-containing protein 1. Bases 71 to 949 code for a protein of 292 amino acids. The transcript has 3 exons. Lineage: Eukaryota; Metazoa; Arthropoda; Insecta; Diptera; Tephritidae. The record is from RefSeq and is a predicted model, not a curated record.
CUUCAAUCCAUAUUGCUGAAUGUGUCAGUCUUAAUUCGACGCUCAAACCGUUCGCACAACUCUCUGAAAAAUGUUUUGUUUCGUUUACAUUAUUUUGCUGUGUAAUAUUUUACUUUUUCGAAUCGGUUUUGGUCUCAAACAGGAUGAAGUUACGGAUACAAUAUGCGAUUGCAGUUGUGAUGUGCAAAUAGAUAUAGUUAAACAUUUCUUGAAGGACUUAGAGGAUAUACGAAAGUGCACGGAUAAAAUGUCUAACAUCGAAGCGCAGUUACUUCGGAAUCGAGCAUCGAAACCGUCUAGUUGUAUGGAAGCAGCAGCUAAUAGCCUUGAGAGUGGAAUCUACAAAAUCCAAAUAAAAAAUGUGAAUGUCACCGAUGUGGAGGUGUUUUGCGAAGAGGGCGUGGAUCUUGGAGGAUGGUUAGUUAUACAACGGCGUCAAAGUGGCUCAGUAGAUUUUAAAAGAGAUUGGCAUGACUAUAAGGAUGGAUUUGGCACCUUAACGGGAAACUAUUGGAUCGGUAUGGAAAAACUACAUGCGCUCACCAACAACUGUGAACAAGAGUUAUAUAUUCAAAUGAAAAGACGAAAUGGCCAGGAAUACUAUGCAAAAUAUUCGAAAUUUCUCAUUGGGAAUGAAGUAGAGAUUUACGCUUUGAAGAAAUUGGGUGAUUAUAGCGGAAAUGCUGGCGAUUCCUUAAGAAAACAUUUGGGAAUGAAAUUUUCAACAUAUGAUCGUGAUAAUGAUGGGGCUUCAAGAAAUUGUGCACUGAUAUUUGAAGGCGGUUGGUGGUUUGACGAUUGCUAUAGAAGUCACCUUAAUGGAGUCUACGGAGAUGAUAAUGCCGGUGUGAACUGGCGUAGUAUAGAAGAAGAUGAAUCUUUGUCAUUUGCGCAAAUGCUGAUACGACCAAACCACAAUUGCUUAAGACGGUCUAUGUUAAGAAAUUGAAGUCGAGGAGCCCAAAUGAAUAUUCCAAUUUUACUGUUGGCGUUAUGAACAGACUCAAAUAAAUUCGUUUUCUAAUAAACUUAUUAUAUUUUCAAUUUGUA